Messenger RNA from Branchiostoma belcheri (Belcher's lancelet), 2014 nucleotides. RefSeq names its product angiotensin-converting enzyme-like. The record is from RefSeq and is a predicted model, not a curated record. NCBI's taxonomy places the organism in Eukaryota, Metazoa, Chordata, Leptocardii, Amphioxiformes, Branchiostomatidae. Gene Ontology annotation, cellular component: plasma membrane. Gene Ontology annotation, biological process: proteolysis. The coding region runs from base 1 to 1761 and encodes 586 amino acids. The transcript is spliced from 13 exons. Gene Ontology annotation, molecular function: peptidyl-dipeptidase activity; metallopeptidase activity.
AUGGUGGACGUAGUAAUCGAUGAAGCCGUGGAUGAAACCGAGGCUCGUGUGUGGCUUCGACAGUACAACGACGAGCUGCGCAAGCGCAAAACAUCAUUAAACGAAGCCAGCUGGGCGCACAGUACCGACAUGAACCCCGCCACCGCGGAGGCUGCGAUCCAGGCUAACAAUCAAGUCCACGAGUGGAAAUUAAAGAAACUAAAGGAGGCUAGCAGGUUCACUCCAGCAGCAUACUCAGAAGACCUGAGGAGGCAGUUCUGGCUGAUUUCGCUAGACGGCACUCCGGAGGAUUCUAACGAUCUCAGACAAAUGUCCAAGCUCACAAACGACAUCGAAAGUCUGUACAGCACUGGCAAGGCAUGUCGGGAGGAGAAUGAGAACGAGGUUUGCCACCCUCUCGAACCUGACCUCGAACACAUCUUCGCGACAUCACGUGACUAUGACGAACUGGAGUGGGCGUGGAUCGGUUUCCGCGACGCAAUUGGUCCAGCUAUGAGAGACAAAUUCGCGCGAUUGGUCGAACUGAAAAACAGCGGAGCAGGAGAACAUGGAUUUGGUAACUUCUGGGAACUGCUUAGCGCGCCGUUUGAGAUAGAAAACCUGCUGGAGGUUGCCAACGGCCUGUGGAGUGAGAUCAGACCGCUGUACGUCCAGCUACAUGCGUACGUCAGAAGGAGGUUGGCCAGCUUCUACGGGGAAGACAAAGUCUCAACAACGGGGCCAAUACCUGCACACUUACUAGGAAACAUUUGGGCCAAGUGGUGGAGCAACAUUUACGAUUUGGUGGCACCCUACCCAGACCAACCGGAUAUGAACGUCACUUCCGUCCUGUUGCAAAAGGGAUAUGACCCACUGCGCAUGUUCAAGAUCGCAGAGAAGUUCUUCACUUCCAUUGGUUUGCGAGAAUUACCAGAGGUUUUCUGGGAGAAGUCUAUGAUCGUCCGUCCUGCCGACAGGGAAGUCUCCUGUCAUCCUACAUCCUGGGACUUCUACCACCAUAGCGACGUCAGGGUAAAGAUGUGCACAGAGGUCAACCACGAGUUCCUUGGGACGAUCCAUCACGAACUGGGCCACAUCCAGUAUUUCCUACAGUACGAGGACCAGCCUAUGCUGUACAGGGACGGCGCUAACCCGGGGUUCCACGAGGCUGUAGGAGACACCGUAUCGCUGUCCGCCAUGACUCCCGCUCACCUCCGCACGGUCGGGCUGCUGACAGACUGGCCGGACACACACGAAAGCGAGAUCAACUUCCUCCUGAGGCAGGCCCUGGACAAGAUCCCGGCCCUGGCCAUGGGGGUGAUGAUCGACACCUGGCAAAGCCGCGUCUUCAGUGGGAAAAUCACAGCAGACGAGUACAACAGGGAGUGGUGGAAACUCAGGUUGGAGUACCAGGGACUGUCACCCCCUGUGCCGAGAACAGAAGAAGACUUCGAUGCUGGGUCCAAGUUUCACAUUGUCUACGGGUUCGCCAUGAUGAGGUACUUUGUCAGCUACAUUAUCCAGUUCCAGUUCCACGAGUCCCUGUGUAGAGAGGCGGGGUAUCCACACGGCCAGCUCCAUAAGUGUGACAUCUACGGGUCAUCUCAAGCUGGGGACAGACUACGUGAGAUGCUGCGGAUGGGAAACAGCCAACCCUGGCCAGAAGCCAUGAAGGUCAUGACCGGUCAGAACAAGAUGGCGGCAUCCGCCAUUUUGGAAUAUUUUCAGCCGCUCAUGAAAUGGCUAAGAGAACAGAAUGGCGAUGAAAGUAUAGGUUGGUAGUGUUAGAAAAGUCACCGUCAGAUAGAUAGAGUACUCCAAAUCUUUAGCAGACACUAAUAGUAUAUUAACCAAUUACAUAAUUUGAAAAAGGCCUACUAUAAUUCGUUAACACUAAAAUGCUAGCUUUCGACGAAUCAGAAAGUUACUAACGACACCAUUCCAGUGAUAACUUUUUUGGAAACAAUAUUAACCGAUAAGUUUUUUUUGAAAAUUCGUGCCCGGAGACUAAUUGCAAAUUAUAAAACAUAAAAGA